CACCCACUUGCGUUGCCAUCACGGCCACUCUUCGCUUCACCCAGCAUCCAGAAGGAGUUUAAUCCGACUUGGGCAAGUGAAAACUGAAAGUGGCAUUCCCGAUAUGGUUCUCCAGAGGAUUUUCCGUGCAGUCAUCAUUGGACCCCCGGGCUCCGGAAAAGGGACGGUGUCUGGGCGGAUAAGCAAAAGUUUUGGACUCAAACACAUCUCCAGUGGGGAUAUUCUGAGGGCCAACAUCAACGCUAAAACUGAGUUGGGACUGCUGCUUAAGUCGAGUAUCGAUCGAGGUCAGCUGGUGCCCGAUCACGUCAUGUCUCGCCUCAUCCUCACAGACCUGCGAGCGAUAGAGCAGAGCAGCUGGCUGCUCGACGGUUUCCCUCGAACCGUCACCCAAGCAGACUCUCUGGAUCAAGUCUACAGUGUGGACACAGUCAUCAACCUCAAUGUUCCUUUCCACACCAUUAAAGAGAGACUGACCUCUCGCUGGACUCAUCUUCCCAGCGGCAGAGUGUACAACAUUGAUUUCAACCCACCUAAAGUGCCUGGUCGCGAUGAUGUCACAGGGGAGCCUCUGGUCCAGAGGGACGAUGACACACCAGAUACGGUCACGAGGAGACUGAAAGCCUACGAAACCCAGACGGAGCCCGUCUUAGAAUACUACAGGAGUAAAGGUGUGCUUGAGACCUUCUCCGGCACAGAAACUAACAAGAUCUGGCCCCACGUUGAGACCUUCCUUCACAAAAAACUCUCUGUGCUCAAUCAUAGUGUUGCAUAGCAGAAGAGAAGACUGCCUUGUAAAAUUUACCAGCUAAAUUGUCUUUACUAAUACACGGACCAUCCAGGACCCGUGCCAACCAUGGGACUUUUUAGAGCGGUUGAAAUUUUGCUCUCAUCAUUCCACAUUGUGCCUGAGACCAAUAGAAACACAACAGGUGUUUUUGUUUUCUAAAAUUCAUCCGAUUCAGACGACACUCCUAGAUGAUAGUACCAUAGGGUCCACAUAAAGCUUCCUAAAAUAAACCAAAAUAGUUUGAUGUAUAUUUUGGCAUUAGGACUGUUUCUCUUGUAGUAUUAUGACUAUUCAAAAGGGAAUGUGCAAUGGUCGACCAUAGUGAUCUAAUAAAUUCAUUUUCACUCCA
Molecule: messenger RNA, 1139 nt
Organism: Hippocampus comes (tiger tail seahorse)
Lineage: Eukaryota; Metazoa; Chordata; Actinopteri; Syngnathiformes; Syngnathidae
Gene: ak3
Product: adenylate kinase 3
Exons: 5
Coding region: 104-775 (223 amino acids)
Biological process (GO): nucleobase-containing compound metabolic process
Cellular component (GO): mitochondrion
Molecular function (GO): ATP binding; AMP kinase activity
Source: RefSeq, a predicted model, not a curated record